Vespula pensylvanica (western yellowjacket) is the source of this 6132-nucleotide messenger RNA. Its product is annotated as sodium-coupled monocarboxylate transporter 1-like. Lineage: Eukaryota; Metazoa; Arthropoda; Insecta; Hymenoptera; Vespidae. The record is from RefSeq and is a predicted model, not a curated record. Gene Ontology annotation, cellular component: membrane. Gene Ontology annotation, biological process: transmembrane transport; sodium ion transport. Gene Ontology annotation, molecular function: symporter activity. Bases 309 to 2090 code for a protein of 593 amino acids. The transcript has 9 exons.
CGUAUCAUGUGCUUCAUUUUACGAGUUAGUAUUAUUUCCGUGGAUAGAACGUACGAAUCCACUACUUCUUCUAUUACGUAUUACCUCUUUCCAUAAUAUCAGGAUUUGUAAGAACUACUCUGCGUACAUAACUUACUUGGUAGAAACUAUAGGAUUGUUAUGUGCGACGAGUACUAGACAAGACCAGUUUCAAGAGAAAAGAGCGUAAAAAGAUAAAUCGCAGCGACGUACGUACGUGAUUACGUGCGUACAUACUUAUCUACCUAUAUCCAGGGGUCUCCGGAUCGAUAAAAAAAGUGCGAUUAAAGAUGUCUCUCGUCAACGAUUCAUUGGUUCUCAUUCCCGAGAUUUCCGAUCGUUUCAUCUUUGGAUGGACCGAUUACAUCCUUUUCGCAAUGAUUCUAACGGUCAGCGUCCUGAUUGGAAUUUAUUUCGGCUUUUUCAGCAAACAAGACACAACUAUGGAUUAUCUUUUAGGUGGAAAGAGAAUGGGAUUCUUCCCAAUAGCAAUGAGUUUAAUAGCCAGCCAUAUAUCAGGUAUUACGCUAUUAGGAGUACCAUCCGAGGUCUAUCAAUACGGAUCUCAAUAUGCUGCGUGCGUUAUCACAUCGAUCCUUUCGUGUUUCGUCAGUGCUUACGUAUUUCUGCCGGUUUUUUUCAAACUGCAACUGACCAGUACCUUCGAAUAUUUGGAGGUCAGAUUCAGCAGACGGGUUAGGAUACUUUGCUCUCUUUUAUUCCUCAUAUCGUUGCUGAUGUAUAUUCCCAUCGUAAUCUACGUACCAGCGUUGGCAUUCUCUCAAGUAACCGAUUUCAGUCUGCAUACCAUUACGCCUGUGCUUUGCGCCGUUUGCAUCCUUUAUACGAGCAUCGGAGGCUUGAAAGCUGUCGUCUGGACAGAUACGAUCCAGUUCACCGUUACGGUCGGAGGUUUAUUCGCUGUUCUCUUCUUAGGUAUAAACUCCGUUGGCGGAGUAUCGGAAGUAUGGAAACGCUCCGAGAUGGGUAAUCGUCUAAUAUUCUUCAACAUGGACGUCAGCCCUUACGCUAGAAAUACAUUUUGGGGAAUGACGAUUGGGAUGACGAUGACGUGGCUCGUACAUCUUGGUAUACAUCAAGGAUGCGUUCAGAGAUAUCUUUCCGUACCAAAAGAAAGAGAUGCGAAACGAGCGCUGGGCAUAACAGCCGUGGGUUUGAUCGUCGUUAAGCUCGUUUCCGUUUUCACGGGAUUAAUCAUAUUCGCCAAAUAUUACGAUUGCGAUCCUAUGCUCGCCAAGGCAAUAAAAAGAGCCGACCAAAUCUUACCUUAUUACGUAAUGGACGUGGCAGGAAACGUGCCAGGGCUGCCAGGUUUGUUCUUAGCCGGUCUUGUAAGCGCGGCUCUCGCCACAAUGAGCGCGAGCUUGAACACGAUGUCCGGUACGAUCUAUAAAGAUUUUAUCGAGCCCUGGAUACCGGACGGGCCAAAAAAAGAAGCUCGAGCAGCUACGAUCAUGAAGAUAAUCGUACUUAUCAUUGGCGGAAUUUCGGUAGGUUUAGUUUUCGUCGUCGAACAUCUCGGCACAGUUUUCCAGAUGGCCAUCAGCAUACGAAGCGUAACCGAUGGCCCUUGGCUCGGUUUGUUUCUACUCGGAAUGUUGGUCCCGUGUUCCAAUGCGGAAGGAGCUUUUUUAGGUGGUUGCGUGUCCUUGAUCGUUAUGUUUUUCUUAGCCGGAGGAUCGGAAUGGUACAUAGCGAAUGGACAAAUUCGUAAGAUUUCAUUGCCAACGUCCGUCGAGGGAUGUUCUUAUCCGUUAAACGAAACGGACAUCACUACCAGAGCCCCGUUAACCUUAAACGAAGAACCAAUCGGCGUCUUUAAGAUAUCUUUUAUGUACUUUACCCUAAUAGGCUCGCUGGUUGUCAUUGUGGUCGGUGUUAUUGGAAGUUAUCUGUUUGGUAACGUCGAUCUAACUGAGGUCGAUCCUGACCACAUCUCUCCGAUAAUGAAAAGGUUCCUACCGCGUAAAGAAUAUACAGAAGUAUCAUUAAAAUCAAUGCCGGAGGAAUUCGAAAUGACCAAGAACAUCGAUCGUCAAAUAAAGAAGUAAUUGAACGAGUAAAGACGAGUAGCAUGGCAAACGUAUCCUACCGUAUAUACUAAGAAGACAAAUACUCUCUAUACACGCGCUCGCGAGCACGAGCGCACGCACACACGCACACGCAGCUUGAAUGAAAAGACAUGAACGGCACAGAGAGAAUGGAGGUUGAUCCUGACUGGACCAAAUGGAAAGCACACGCAGCUUCUUUAUCGAUUUGCAGGCGCAAGCGCCCGGUCGACCUGCCGUUCUCGGUACGCAUCGACGAAUCCCGGCUAUUUUCGGCCACGCAGUACCGUUUCAAACGGCCUGUCGCGGUGAAUCCGUAUUAGAAAAGCGAUCGUUUGUCGUCGAAGCGCGUAUCGUUUUUCGAAGUCGUCACCACGACCGGUCGUACUCUUCCUAGAGACGUUGAAAAGGGAAAGCUAAUCGACUGAUCGGUUUGACUCAACGACUCUGGAUAAAUAGACGACGACGACGACGACGACGACGACGACGAUGACCACGACGACGACGACAACGACGACGACGACGACGACGACGACGACGACGACGACGACGAGGACGACGACGACGACGAGGACGACGACGACGAGGACGACGACGACGUCAACGACAACGACAUCGACAAUGAAUGAGGAAACAAACAACAACGAUCGAAAAAUGAUCUUGGAAAGAAUGGAAAAUUGGUCAAAUUUUAUCUCGCUCCACGUCUUGAUUCGACUCAGCUCUACUCGGUGAUAAGAAAUUAAAAGGGAAAAAAAAAUUGAAGAUGGGGGAAAGAUCGAACGGUAUGAUACAGCCCUGGAAAACGUUCCUCGCGGCUGCUCGGAGGUGGACUGCUCGAUCGUCCUCGCCUACCUCCUCGAGGGUAAAACCGACCGCGCCUACACGUGGAGCAAGAGCCAGCCGUUCUCGUCGUCGGUUACGUCUCGAACGGAGUCUCGGCCGUGUCGUGACACGAUCAACAAGUACAUACGCGGCGAAACGAUGCACGCGUGAGAUCGCUCUCGCUUUGGAUAACUUUCUCUCGACCGCGUGCGCGCGUUUGCCUCUUGUUUCGUUCUUUCGUUCCCUUUCUCUCGAUUAACCGCAAUGUUUAUAAUCGCCGGGACUCGAAAGAAACGUCAGGAGAAGUAGUGCGCGGUGCUCGUUUUACGAUCGAAGUGUCGUGUCAACCGAGAUAAAUCUGAUCCGAUCAGCUCCGUAAUCAAGCUCCGAACGGAGUCGCUGAUUGCAGUAACGAAAGGAAAUGAAAGUAUUUGGCGCAACUCGGACGCUCCGAUGAUAACGGGUAAAAUAGAAUUUAGCAGGUAUGACGAAACGACAUGCAUUCCUUCGACUUGACGUUCGUCGCCCGAGAUACACUUCGAGGGAAAGCGCGAGGAGUGCUCCGCGAAAUGCGAAAGUUACGGCGGAACGAAUUCCAGAAAUAAGAUCAACCGAAGGACGAUUCAGGAGGUGGAAUAUUUACUUACGUUAGACCGCCGUCUUGCUUUUAAUAAUAGAUAAAAACGUAGGGGCGGGCUCGCGCGCCGGAAAAAGAACGGAAACGCUUCCGAACGGUCCACAGUUUAACGACGAUCUCUCGGCUAUGAUCUCAUCGUGCUGAUACCUUUCGACGUUCUCGAUCAUAUGUAAAAAAAAAAUUAAUUUCUCCCUAACCCUCGGUUCGGCUCGGUUUACGAAAGAUCAAAGGAAGAAGAAAGGUGAACGAUCGUCGUUUCUUAGUAACACAGUACGUAAUUUCUCCCAAUGAUCGAUAAAUUGAUUGCUCGUCUAAUCGAUCGAUCGAUAAACGAGCGCCGUCCCUCUUAUCUCUAUCCAUAGUAAUACGUAAUAUGCGGAUAAUAUCGAAAGUUUGUUCCGCGAUGACACCGCAGAGAUCGAUGUCGAAUGCUACGACGUGUAUGUCCUAUCGGAAAUGAUGUCGUUGCCGUACAAAAGUCUUCUUGGAUCGUUCGUACUGUUAAUGAUCGCUCUAGUUGCCUUGUUGACGAGCAAGCGAUACGGCUUGGAAGCGCGUAAAAAGGAUAAGGGUGCUUCGCUGCUCGAUGUUAUAGCAAACAUAAGCGGCACCAUAGAUAAACUCAGCACUGGCUUCGACGGGAUGGCCAUAGAAACGGAAAUGGCGAGGAAUCGGCUCAAGCAACUGAUUGCCCUUCAUCGAGAAAACGCUGCAAUUUGUGCGAUGCUACACAAGCAACAAAGAAAGAAGAUAUCAAGGAAAGCGACGAAGCGUACGUGACGAAUUCUAACAUCGUGUAAAUACGUCGAACGCUCGCCGACAGUUGGACCGUUUUAGUUCGUCGACUUGAGAUCAGAUGUGAAACUCUGCGCUAUGGUAUACCGAUAUAUCUUAAAUACCACGUACGAGAUGAUAAAAGUCGGAUCGACAAACGAAAAAUAAUGAAGUAACGUUCAAGCUGCUAUCGGCUUCUAAAUAAAUCUCGAAAGAUACGUAUUAAAUUACCUACUGUUACACGCCUCUUAUGUUACAACGUAUACAUACAUCGAUGUUAGUUAGCUUCGUGUGACCUACCGAGAAGGAAGAUUUUUCAAGAAGCCAUAUGAGAGGGAAGCAUCUCUUGCAAAUAUAAGAAAUUCUUCUUCCAAGGGAAAAAGAAUAAGCACAAAUUAGUGGUUAUUAUUGGAAAGACGACGACUAAUUUUAACUGGAUUUACGAACGUGAACGUUCGAGUAACGUCUGACACCUUGAGCGUAUCACUAGUUACAUAAACUAUACAUAUGAUACAAUAUUAUACGUACGAUAACUUUUAACAGGAUGCGAAACGGGAACGUAACUUUCCAGGCGAGAACUUGAUCGCUUAUACACCUUGCAGUUAUUAAUAUAUAUCUAUACUACGCACUCACGCACGCACGCACGCACGCACGCACGCACGUAUACGGCAAACAGUUCAAAGAUACGUUUUCGUCAUAUCCUUAAAUACAGUUUGACUAAAUCGCAAGGUGAAUCUUGUAACGUAGACAGAAUUUGAACUAUUGCGCGAAAAUGAUUGAAGUUUAUCUACCGAUGGACGAAACGUAGAACGACUUAAUUCUUAAUCCGACUAACGAUAGAGCCACAUUAUAUAGUAUUAUAUGCCUAACAGUAAUAGUAAUUGUUCGUAAAAAUAUCGUAAUUAAAAUAUUUAAUAGACAUAUGAAUGAAUGAAUGAAUGAAAAAAAAAAAAAAAAAACGAUCCAAUGAAAUAAUCGCCUUUUUCACUUUUUUAACACGUUGAUGCCUCCUAAGAGCCGGCUCUAGAAGAAAAUAAAAAAUCAUAUCGAGACAAUCAUUCGAAAUAUCUACGAAUAGAAAAUUUAUUUUUAAUAACAUUGAGUUUUAAUUCGCAAAUAGAUAAGGGAUCGAGAGAUAAAAAAUAAAUUAUUCGAUACAGGGGCCAACGAUUCUACGCAAUAUCGUAAUUAAAAAAAAAUAUAUAAUUGUCAAAAUUGUGAAAUACUAUCCCAACCUUUUUGUAGUCGGAUCGCAAAUAUGGAAAAUCGCUUCUUAAAUAGACUUCGUUACGAAAAUUACUUUUGUAUCUUAAAAAGAAAGAAAGAAAAGAAAAGAAAAAGAAAGAUACGAACUCGAUGAUAUACAAUUAUUAUCAACUUGCUUUCCGGUUCGUCACAAAUAUAAUGACAAGAACUCGAUAACCCACCAAAAAUCGAUGAUGUUACGUUUCAAAAAUAGAAUGCGCGAUAUAAAAUUUUUAUCUCUUAUAUUAGGAAAACGUUGCGAAAGUACUGUCGCGCACACGUAAGAUUUGCAGAUAUACUUAAACAUAAACGGAUAGUUGAACGGAUUCUCCCUUAAGAAUUGAAAAAAAAAAAAAAACCGUGCAUGUUACAUUUAACAACAUUACAUUUAAAUAUAUGUAUGUCAGAGAGACGUCGAAAGGACCAAACUAUUAAAGCUGUUAUUUAUUUGCGAAGGUAUGGAUACAUUGUAAAAUCGAUUCGAUCGUGAAUACAUGCCUGCGUUGUCUUCUCAAUUAUUUUUGUAAUCCUACUUUAAAAAGCGAAUAAAAUCAUUUGACACGAAUA